AUGGACGGUUACGUGCGCACCGGUUCGAUGAAGGGCGACAAGGGGUACAACGAGGACGACGUGUACGGCGACAAGGACGCGGACAGCUACGGGUUCGGCACACAGGUGUCGUACGGCAGCAAGGCGGGCGACGGCGGCAACGGCGCGUACCACGAGUCGACGGCGUACGACGACAACGGCCGGUCCAACCCCAAGUACUCGGCGUGGCACUUCGAGGAGAAGGACGGCAAGCCGACCAAGCGGUACGUGUACGACUCGCUGAACAACGGCAAGAAGAAGAAGUACGACCCGCUGGCCGUCGAGGCCGAGGCGUCCGAGUACGACAGCGUCGAGGCGUACGACGACGGCGACGACGGCACGCACGCCGGUUACGAGGUCGACGACGGCGAACCCGAGUACGGUAACCUGUACGACUCGGGCGACGUGUACAACGACGCCGACACUUACUACUGA
Melanaphis sacchari is the source of this 453-nucleotide messenger RNA. RefSeq lists its product as uncharacterized. The coding region runs from base 1 to 453 and encodes 150 amino acids. NCBI's taxonomy places the organism in Eukaryota, Metazoa, Arthropoda, Insecta, Hemiptera, Aphididae. The transcript has a single exon. The record is from RefSeq and is a predicted model, not a curated record.